Glycine soja is the source of this 1739-nucleotide messenger RNA. Its product is annotated as ferredoxin--NADP reductase, root isozyme, chloroplastic. Lineage: Eukaryota; Viridiplantae; Streptophyta; Magnoliopsida; Fabales; Fabaceae. The record is from RefSeq and is a predicted model, not a curated record. The coding region runs from base 249 to 1385 and encodes 378 amino acids. The transcript has 5 exons. Gene Ontology annotation, molecular function: oxidoreductase activity.
AGGGUGAGUGAGAGAGGGAGUGACACUCCAAGGAGCCAAGGGAAAAACAAAAAACCUGACCUUUCCCUUUCUCCAAAGGAUCAUCGAACUAAACCAAAUCAAAAUCAAACUUUGUCACAGUUAUUGGUGUGCUACCUCCGUUAGUUAUAUAAGACCCUUUUAUAAACUCCUUUUAAGGCUUUUCAAUCUCCAAUCACUUCUUCUUGUGUUGUCAUAACUUCAACAACUUCUUUCUUCUCGAUCUCACGAUGGCUCAUUUGGCCCUGUCUCAGCAGAUGGCUGUAACUGUUCCUGUUGGCAACGAUUUGUCUCUCAGAAGAUCUGCAGUUAAGGCCCCUAACUUGAACUUUUGGGAUAAAUCAUGGGCACCAGUAUUUACUUUGGACUUGAAGCCAAACAACCCAAGUUUAAGAAGUCGUCAUGUGGUAUGCAUGUCCGUGCAACAAGCAAGUGUAUCCAAAGUUAAUGUCUCACCUUUAGAAUUGGAAGAUGCUAAAGAACCUCCAUUGAACUUAUACAAGCCUAAAGAACCCUAUACAGCAACAAUUGUUUCUGUUGAUAGGCUAGUGGGGCCAAAGGCUCCUGGGGAAACUUGUCAUAUUGUGAUUGAUCACGGUGGAAAUGUUCCCUACUGGGAAGGACAGAGUUAUGGUGUUAUUCCACCAGGUGAAAAUCCUAAGAAACCUGGGGCUCCUCAUAAUGUUCGACUAUAUUCAAUUGCUUCCACAAGGUAUGGGGACUUUUUUGAUGGAAAAACUGCCAGCUUGUGUGUGCGUCGUGCUGUUUAUUAUGAUCCUGAGACAGGAAAGGAAGAUCCUUCCAAGAAUGGCAUUUGUAGCAAUUUUUUGUGUAACUCAAAGCCAGGAGACAAAAUUCAGAUCACAGGCCCGUCGGGGAAGAUAAUGCUUUUGCCCGAGGAUGACCCAAAUGCUACCCAUAUAAUGAUUGCCACAGGCACUGGUGUUGCUCCAUUCAGAGGCUAUCUACGCCGAAUGUUCAUGGAAUCAGUCCCUGCAUACAAGUUUGGUGGAUUAGCAUGGCUUUUCCUUGGAGUUGCCAACACUGACAGUCUUCUCUAUGAUGAUGAAUUCAGCAAAUACCUCAAGGAUUAUCCGGACAAUUUCCGCUACAAUCGAGCCCUCAGCAGAGAACAAAAGAACAAGAGUGGGGGCAAAAUGUAUGUUCAGGAUAAGAUUGAGGAGUACAGUGAUGAAAUCUUCAAACUCCUGGAUAAUGGGGCCCACAUAUAUUUCUGUGGUCUGAAAGGGAUGAUGCCAGGGAUCCAAGAUACGCUGAAGAAGGUUGCUGAGCAAAGAGGAGAAAGUUGGGAAGAGAAGCUUUCUCAACUUAAGAAGAACAAACAAUGGCAUGUUGAAGUCUAUUGAGAUUCUCUAGUUCAGAUUUGCAGAGUAGUCCCCCUUUGUCUCUGAAAGGAAACAAAACAAAAAAAGAACAUUUUUCGUUUGGUGCAUUUAAUCAAUAAAAUUCAUUAAGCAGCUUGAGUAUUGUAGCUGUUCUGUAUUAGUAAAUUGCAAUCAUAUAUUGUGCACUUGAUGGAUACUGAAUCGAAAAACCAAGCCAUUGGUGGUGGCAAUCUGGUAGAGUACAUUUUGUUAAGGGCAGCAACAUAUUUUCUUUUGCCAAAUUUUGAAUUAUUCUGUCAAUAAGGAUAAUCAUCCUCUGAAAUAUCAGCAAGGCCUAGAGUAAUUUCAAGAAGUACAAGUUAUUUUUUUAUUUAA